AUGGAGGACUUGGAGAACUUCCCUGGCAUCAAGGUCGAGAACAUCAAACCACAGGUGGAUCGCUUUGUCUUCCCUGAUGGCCACGGUGUGAUUGUGUUGGCAUCUGGCCGACUGGUGAACCUGGGCUGCGCCACUGGCCAUCCAUCCUUCGUGAUGUCAUGCUCCUUCACCAACCAGGUCUUGGCCCAGCUUGACAUCUUGGAGAAUUGCACCAAGGCGAAGAAUUACAAGAACGACGUGUAUUUGCUGCCAAAGAAGCUUGAUGAGAAGGUGGCAGCUCUUCACUUGCCGGCCUUGGGCGCCAGCCUCACGAAGCUCUCCAAGGAGCAGGCCGAGUACAUUGGCGUGAAGCCUGAAGGCCCAAGGAUAUGGGAGCGCCAAAAUGUUGAACAUGGUAAAAGAUAG
Molecule: messenger RNA, 405 nt
Organism: Durusdinium trenchii
Lineage: Eukaryota; Dinophyceae; Suessiales; Symbiodiniaceae
Source: the annotation of a GenBank genome assembly